Molecule: messenger RNA, 342 nt
Organism: Bipolaris victoriae FI3
Lineage: Eukaryota; Fungi; Ascomycota; Dothideomycetes; Pleosporales; Pleosporaceae
Exons: 1
Coding region: 1-342 (113 amino acids)
Molecular function (GO): protein binding
Source: RefSeq, a predicted model, not a curated record
AUGAAUGAUCUACCGCAAGAACUUGUUGAUGGUAUCUGCAGCUACCUACCGAGAGAGGACUUACAGAACGUGCUUAUGCUUAGUCGUCAGUUCCAAUACAGCGCAGAGAAAUAUUCGGGAUUCUUCGAGAAAUAUACUCUCGACACAGACAACUCAGCAGAGUUCCAUUCUCGCUUCUCGUCCUAUCGUCUGAUGUACUUACAAGAAGCGAUAUUCCGACCGAAUUUCCCACCAGAUUCAGUGGCUCUUCCGUGUCCUCAGGUUUAUCGAAGAUCAGGCAGGCGAAACGGGCAUCGUCGGCAGAUAUCGACUCUCGAUAUACAGCCCUAUCAGAGGAAUUGA